AUGGUGCAAAGUGUGUCAUUGAGCACUCUAGCUACUUGUGGAAAGAGCUGGUUCUGUGGAUCAUCCUCAUCUUGGAUGGCACCCUUUGAGCCGUUCAAGAGAUCCCAAAUUACCUCUGCCUCUGACAGACACUUGGUUUGGAACCACUCUGUGCAGAGCUUUUUUUUAAUUGGGUACCCUUAUAUUUCAAGGCACAGUGGUUUUAAGGCUGAAGCAGCAUGGAUGUUUAGAGGGGGAGAACAAGGAUUGGAUGCAAGUUCAGAGCACAGUGAGAGUGCUAAUGAGGAUAUCUUGAUGUUCUUCUUUCAGCUAGACUUGACCACAAGAGUACAGUAUGCUUUAAAUAUGGAGCAGUAUGAUAUCGCACAGCAGCUGAGAAACAAACUUACUGAGGUUGAAGAAGAGGUAAUCAAGCAACAGCAGUCAAAAAGGGGAUUAUCUUCAAAAAGUGAAGCUCAAGAUAAAGGUCUAAGUAUAAUACGUCUUCGUUCAGACCUCCAGAAAGCCGUUGAGAAUGAGAAUUAUGCCUUAGCUGCAGAAUUACGUGAUGAAAUUUCCAAACUUGAAGCAGAGUCUCUAGCUGCAUCAGCUAAAGCUUUGGCUCAUGAAAAUGCACAAUAUACAUUUCGCUUGGGUCAGAAAGUGAGACAUAAAAAAUUUGGCUAUAGAGGUGUGAUCUGUGGAAUGGAUCCAGUAUGCAGUGAAUCAAGUUCAUGGAUGGACAAUGCACAAGUUAAGAAGUUGUCUCGUGGUUCCUCUCAACCAUUUUAUCAGGUUCUUGUUGAUGUACGUGCUGAACCAAAUCUAUUGGUGGCAUAUGUUCCAGAGGAGAAUCUUUUAACACCUGAUAAACCAGACAUGGGAAGAUUUGAUCAUCCCUAUAUCUCUUUUCUAUUCUAUGGAAUGGAUUCAGCUGGAGAUUUCAUCCCAAUUAAGCAACUACGGGAGAAGUACAAUAGACCAAGGCAUGAAAUACCCAGUGACCCACCAAAUGAUGAAUGA
Molecule: messenger RNA, 1002 nt
Organism: Sphenostylis stenocarpa
Lineage: Eukaryota; Viridiplantae; Streptophyta; Magnoliopsida; Fabales; Fabaceae
Source: the annotation of a GenBank genome assembly